AAUAAUUUAAAGAAUUCUUCUCACGAAACUGCUAUUAUAUUACGGUUAUUUAUUCCGCGCGUGUGUUAAUUAUUUUUUAGUAUUCUUGCAAAUGCUGAAACUUCACGCGCGUUAAGAUGAAGUUGGUGUUAUUAGCCAUCUUCUCCAUAAUUCUGCUUGUUGAUUGUGCGCCUCAACAAGGCUACAGUGAGGAAAAUGAAAAGGACUUGUACCCUGAGGGUAAUCAGAACCAUGGUUCCAUCGAAGACGGCGAAGAAUAUGAUAAAGGAGACAUCAUAGACUACAAUAAAGACAAUAACAAUCGCGAUAACCGACGUGACAGGAACCAAAAUAAACAAAAUAGAGACUAUGGCCGCGAUUACCAGAGAGGUGAUAGAAAUGAAUACAGAAAUAAUGAGAGAAACGGCUAUGAAUAUAGAAACCAAAAUGAUGAUCGGUAUCGUGAGAGAGAUGAAGACAAAGAAUAUAAUUACGGAAACCGUAGGAAUAACAGGGGAAGAGAACGCAAUCAAAAUAGAGGUUACGAAAAUGAUGAAAACAAUCGAAAUCGCUAUAGGAAUAAUAAUGAAAGAGAGAAUUAUGAUGAAAGAGAGUACAGUUAUGGUCAACGAGGAUAUGAAAGGAAUAAUCAAGACGGGAAUAACGAAAGGCAAUAUCAAUAUGAAAGAAAUCGAGGGAACAAUUAUAGAAAUAGGGAAAAUAACAAUGAUGAAGAUGGCUACCGUCGCGGAUAUAAUUAUGGCGAUGAAAAUAAUGGAAGACAUCGUAACCAGAAUAGAAAUCGAAACAAUAAUAAUGACAGAAAUAAUAAUUAUAAUUAUGGUGAGAAAGGUGACGAAGAUAAGGAGGAAUAUGUGAGCUCUUACAAUAAGAAUAACAGAAACGAAGGAAAACAAAAUGAUAACGGACGUGACCAAUAUCGAAAUCGAAACAAUCAGAAUGGAGAAAACAGUAGAAAUAGAAACAAUAACCGCAGAGGAAAUUACGAAACUAAAGAAAUAGAAAUUGAAAAAAGUAUCGAAAUUGAAAAAGUUAUAACAAAACCAAAAGAUCAACAAGAUGGACAAAAUCAAUAUAAUCAAGGUCAAGAUAAGAACAAUUUUUUAGGAAGCGUUGGGAUCCUGAGCUUCAUAAGUGAUAUUGGUCAAGAAAUUAAAGGCCAACUGAUUGGUGGAAACCAGGGCUACAAUUAUGAUCAAGGCUCCAAGUACGAUCAAAAUAAAGGUGAAGUUGGAGAAAAUGAAGGCCAAGGCAAAGGUAUAAGAUUUCAACAAGAAAAAGAAAUCGACAUAUUCUCUUCACUAGGUAAAGGAAACAAUGGUCAAAAAAAUGUUGGAGUUAAGGUUGAUGAUAAAAUCAGUAUAAGUAAGGAACAGAAAAAUUACCAAGAUAACUCUAAUAAUAAAUAUCAAGGUUAUCAGGAUCAACAGAAUAAAGAAUAUCCAGAUCAGGGAUAUGGAUACGAACAAGGUGAUGGUGGGAACAUAUACGGACAAACUGAUGGUCAAGAAAAAGAUUUUCGGUUUCAGGAAAACGACGAGAUAGAUUUAUAUUCUAAUACUGGAAACCAAGGAUAUUGGAAUGAGCAAGGAGAUAACCAGAGAAAUAAUGUUAAUUACGGCGGUCAACAAACAGGGGGGAACCGUGGUUAUCAAGAUCAAGGUUCUGGAACUGGACAAGGGGGUAAAGAUAAAGGUAUCCGUUUUCAGGAGGAAAAAGAAAUAGACAUAUUUUCCAAUUUCGGUGGUGUAGGCAAAGGUAUAAGAUUUGAGGAAGAAAAAGAAAUAGACGUUUAUUCAUCGAAAGGUCAGAAUAAUAACAAUCAAAACCAACGUUAUAAUAACAAUGGAAAUCAAGAAUAUUGGAGACAACAAGGAGACGCUAAUCAGGGACAAGGAUACAGAGAUUUCCAAAAUGAGAGCAACAGAGGUCGACAGUUUGAGGGAAAUCAGGGAGGGCAAGGAAAAGGUUUUAGGUUAGAGGUUGAAAAAGAAAUAGACAUCUUCUCAUCGAAAGGUCAGUCUAGUAACGGUCAAAACGGUCAAGGAUACAACACCAAUGGAAAUCAAGAAAAUUGGAGACAACAGGAAAGAGGUAAUCAGGGACAGGGAUACAGGGAUUAUCAAAACGACAGCAAUCGCGGCCAGCAAUAUGGAGGCAACCAGAGAGGGCAAGAGAAAGGCUUUAGAUUCGAGGUAGAAAAAGAAAUAGACAUUUUCUCAUCGAAAGGUCAGACUAAUAACGGUCAAAGCCAAGGUUACAAUAAUAAUGGAAAUCAAGAAAAUUUCAGACAACAGGGAAGAGGUAAUCAAGAACAAGGAUAUAGAGAUUAUCAAAAUGACAACAAUAGAGGCCAGCAAUAUGGAGCAAACCGGGGACAAGGUAAUCAAGGCCAAGGAGGUCGCCAGAGUGAAAGGAACAAGGAAACAGGCCUGAAUAUUGAAAAAGAAAUUAACAUUUUCGGACAAUCGAAUGGUAAAGAGAAAGGUAUACGUUUUGAAGAAGAAAAAGAAAUUGAUGUAUUUUCUAAUUCUGGAGGCCAAGGCAAAGGUUUAAGAUUUGAGGAAGAAAAAGAAAUAGAAAUAUUUUCAUCAAAAGGGCAAGGUAGAAACAACCAAAGUAACGGUAAUAACAACAAUGGGAAUCAAGAAAAUUGGAGACAACAGGGAAGAGAGAAUCAGGGACAAGGCUACAGGGAUUAUCAUAACGACAGCAAUCGAGGCCAAAAAUAUGAAGGCAACCAGAGAGAGCAAGAAAAAGGCUUUAGAUUCGAAAUAGAAAAAGAAAUAGACAUAUUUUCAUCGAAGGGUCAGACUAGUAACGGUCAAAAUCAAGGUAACAGCAACAAUCGAAAUCAAGAAUAUUGGAGACAACAAGGAAGAGGCAACCAAGGUCAAGGUUACCAACAAAAUGAGGGCAACCAAGGGCGGGGGACCGGUCAACGAGGCGGGAACAUCAAGGAAAAGAGCUUGAAUAUUGAAAAAGAAAUAAGUAUAUCCGGUCAGUCUAAUGGUAAGGAGAAGGGUAUCCGUUUUCAAGAGGAGAAUGAAUUAGACAUAUUUUCAAAUUCUGGAGAUCAAGGCAAAGGAUUGCGUUUCGAUAAAGAAAAAGAAAUAGACAUCUUUAGUUCUAAAAACCAAGGCAGCAAAGGUAAAAACAUCGGAGGCAUAACUAUUAUUGAUGACUUUAGCAUAACCAAAGAACAAAGAGGCCAAGGUAAUCAAGGAAGUAAUACUGGCAAAAGUUACGGUAAUAAUGAUAACCGAAGGGAACAGGGUAAUCAAAAUCAACAAGGCCGCGGUAAUCAGGGUCAACGAUAUGGAGGUCAACAAGGCGGAAGUGGCAAUCAAAAUAGUCAAAAUGGUCAGGCUAAUGGUGUAAACAAGGGUAUUCGUUUCCAGGAAGAAAAAGAAAUAGACAUCUUUUCAUCUCAAGGUCGAGGCGGCAAUGAUAAAAAAACCGGUGGCAUAAAGAUUUCAGAAGAAUUAAACAUCAGAAAAGAACAAACAGAAGGUCGAGGUUAUAAUGGCAACGGGAUGAAUGAAGGAAGAGGAAACCAGGGUCAGAAUAGUCAACGUGGAAGGGGUUAUAAUAAUAAUAAUAACGGCAAUGAAUAUUAUAAUGGUUAUCAAGGACAAGGAUCGUACUAUGGCCAAAAUAAUAAUAACCGUGGCUCGAAAGCGAAUGAAGGUUGGAGCUACCAAGAAUUUUAUUUAAACGGACCAAACAACCAAGGCAACAAGAACUCGAAUUAUGCAGGCUCUAAUUAUGCCUCCAAAGGAUAUGGGAAUGGUUACGGAUAUCAUUCAUAUAAUUCCCGACCUUACGAUGCAGGGUACGGUGUCUACGGAUCUUCAAUCUACCCUGGAAUUGGUAAUUCCGAAAUAAAAUUAGAAAACCUAAUAAAACCGCUGACACAAGAGAUAUUGGGUACAUCAGGAAAUAUAGAAGAUUUGUAUUAUCAAAACAAUACUCUAAGUAUAUUGGAAAAUCAAAACAUAGGAUACAAUCUUUACCCUGAAAGUAGUUAUAAAUACUACCCAGAUAAAUAUAAUAAUUAUAAUUACAACAACUAUUAUGUUUAAAAAGAUCUAUAUUUGAUUACAAGGAUUAUAGCGACAAGUACAAGACCUUAUUUUACCUUGACACUGACUUGCUCGAACAAAACUCUCAAUAAAUAUAUCUUCGUUGGUCCGCUGACUCGAGAAUCUGUGAAGUCAGUUGGACAACAUCCAUCAAUAUUGUACUAUUGAGUACAUUGGAAUUGAAAAUAAAUCAAUUUUAACGAA
Zerene cesonia (dogface butterfly) is the source of this 4289-nucleotide messenger RNA. RefSeq lists its product as uncharacterized. Lineage: Eukaryota; Metazoa; Arthropoda; Insecta; Lepidoptera; Pieridae. The record is from RefSeq and is a predicted model, not a curated record. The transcript is spliced from 2 exons. The coding region runs from base 117 to 4085 and encodes 1322 amino acids.